AUGUAUGUCUACGAUUAUGGCGCAUUGUCUUGCCGGCUACUCACCAUGGAGAUUAUCCAUGACCUACCGGAAGAUAUCAGAAGCAAGAUCGCUGGAUACUUGACGGACGAAGGCACACCAGUCGUACUGGCUGCACCGGCAGUUGCGUCUGAUCAGACGUGUCCUAACAGGAUCAGCGUCCGGGACGCGCUGGCAAACAUGGUGACCGAUGGCCGCAAACACUAUCUCGACUGGAAGUACAUGGGCUACAUGACACACUACGUCGUAACGACCUGGUUCGCCGUCAACACCUUCCUCAUCCACGACUCCGUAGCGUUGGACACUUUCUUCCGCGACAUCCCGCUCGGCGACCAGGUCUUCCCCAGCAUCGUGCCCGCGGAAUACUUGUCGCGGUUGAACGUCGUCUUGCGGGGUGACAUGAAAGACUACGAGCCUCAGAAGCGUGAAUGUACGGGGAGGACUCUAUGUAUAAGGCCAGUGAGGCCCGCGGACGUGUUCAGCGAGCAUCUUGAGCUUGUGCUUAAGAUGAAGAAGCUCCGCGGGUUUAGGCUGCAUGUUAUGAUCGAGGCGUCCGAGUUGGAAAGGGUCGAGGAGAUAUUGAGCGCGGUGAGGGGCGUGAGGGCGAGACUGAUGAGUAAGGGUGUGAGAGUGCGGUUUACAUGGGGGAGCGAGGAGCUGGAUGGGUAUUUCAGGGAACUGCAGAAGAUUGGGGUGUGA
Molecule: messenger RNA, 717 nt
Organism: Alternaria ethzedia
Lineage: Eukaryota; Fungi; Ascomycota; Dothideomycetes; Pleosporales; Pleosporaceae
Exons: 2
Coding region: 1-717 (238 amino acids)
Source: RefSeq, a predicted model, not a curated record